Molecule: messenger RNA, 767 nt
Organism: Paramecium primaurelia
Lineage: Eukaryota; Ciliophora; Oligohymenophorea; Peniculida; Parameciidae
Source: the annotation of a GenBank genome assembly
AUGAGUCUUAGUAUAUUUAGUAUUAAGACAAGUUAUUAUAAAAAUGGGCUUUGGUGGUUUACUAAGAUUCCUGCUCGUAUACUAGGUGAAGAACGAUGGGAUGCUAUCAGAUUGACAAGAAGAAUUUAUUAGAAUAAGUUCUAUUAUGGAAGAUAAUAAAUUUUGUUUGAUAUCUUUUAUGAUUGGCCAGCUAUGGCUAACUUAAUUGGUAUCUAUCCUAAAGUAUUUUGAUCAUACAAUUAUAAAGGUUGAUACUUCACAUGGAUUUCUUCAUUGGGCCACUUAUGAAGCCUAUAGAGAUUGGCAAGAACAUACUGUGAAUUCAGAUGUAUAAUUGAUCACUAUUAUUAUAGGGUGCCUUUGCUAUGUGGAUCUAUAUGUUAUGUGGUGUAUACAUUGCUCACUGUUUCUACUCUUAUAUGAUUCCCUAUUAUUGGACGUAAGCUGAUUUAUCAUAAUCAUAGAAAUAUGUUCCCAGCUAAGAAUGAAGAAUUUGUGAGAUUGAGAAUGAAAGAUGCUAUUGCAACUACUGUUUUAGAAGAACUAUUUGCUAACAAUUAUGCAGAAUUUGCAUGGGCUCCUCAUGAUUUUCAUUAUAAUAGAUAAAGAUGUAUGUCUGGAUAUGGCCAUCCUGAUGAUCCAAGAACCAUGCACAUGGCUUCAUUCAAUAGUAACAUAUAUUGAGAAUAUUUUUAGGAAAACACAAAUACAAAGAACAUUAUUUGAAUAGAAUAGGAGAUUCAAGUCGUAUGACAACUGUCCUUUGA